UUCGUUUCGAUGGGACGUUUUUCAUUUUUUUCCAACGAACAACCAACCACGCUUGAAGCAGAGACGACAAUCAACUCCUGAACACCUUGGAAUUGGAUAAGAAUUGGACAUUAUUGGGCAAUUGGACAGAAUUAUUAAAAACAGAGAACGACUGACCAAGACAAUCUUGGAAAAGUAUACGGUUUCUGAGCAGAACUUUGUGGCGUACAUGAAACUCUUCAAUUAACAAUUCUAAUUUUCACUAUGGAAGAGGAGAUCAUUACAAACAUAACCUGCACAGUUUGUGGUGAAACAGACUUCGAACAGCGUGAGGGUUUUUACUAUUGCCGAGAAUGUGGUACCAAACAGGAGCAAGUGCGUCAAGUAGAGGUGGAAAAUGAUGAUGAUGCUUUCAAUGAAACAACGACCACAAAACAUACAAAAACCUUGAAAAUCAAUGUGGUCAAGGCAGAGAAACCUCAACUUACCUCCUGGGAAUGUUACAAUUACAUUUUACGAGGCUAUGUCGAGGAAUUACUUUCGUAUGGUGCAAAAGAGGAACUCAAACUUAUGGCCCUACAGGUAUGGGCAGCCUAUCUAAGGCGCAUGGAAGUGGCCUUCUUUAAUAAGAAACAUGCCGAUUUGCCCCGGCUGGGAGUACGUUAUCUUGCAAAUGAUGCAGAGACAAUUUACAAUCAUGCCAAGCAGCGUAAGAAACGGAAACGUAGCAGUACAAAAAAAAACGAUACGAGUGUUACCAGUGGCGGUGAAGAAAUGAGCACAAGGAGUUGGAGACAAACAAAGAGAAAACUCAAUGAAUCCAUUUAUUCCAGCGCUACAUCGAUGAGUUCUACCUCUGCAAACACCAAUAAGGCAAUAAGACUGAAUUUCAGCAUGAAAGCAAGAAAAAUUCUGAAAAAGAAAAUGCCGGUGAAACAUUUGCUGCGCCAUGAAAUGGACAGCGAAGGCCAAUUGGAGUGUCAUAGUCAGCCCAAAGUUAAGGAGCUUAAAUAUCAGGAAUAUUCCGUCAUGGUGAUGAGCAUUAAACAAAUCUACAGCAUUUUAGCUAUAGCCCUAAAUUUGAUCGGUGACGAUAUGCAAUUAACAGAUCUGUUGCGUUUUAUUGAAGAAGGUCGCAUUGGUCGGAAGAAUAUCUUACAAUAUUUUCCAGAAAAUAUCGUUGCAGGUGGUAAAGGACUGUUGAAGAAAAUUAAUUUCUAUAAAUUUCCAGAGAAAUAUAAAGAAAAGGGGUUUCGGUUUCACACAACCUUGUUUGCCAAAAAUAUUGGCAUAAAACGAUUCCAGACACCGGACAUGAUUGCUUUGGUCCAAAGAUAUGUAACAGAGUUGUGUUUGCCUCAAGAUAUAGGGAUAUACGCCGAGCGUUUAAUUAAUUUUUUGCCACCACAAUUUGCAACACGUACUGCCUGCUACCCAGCAUACGAAGCCAGAGCAAUGGCCUAUAUAAUUUUCAUAUUGAAACUGUUUUUUGGUCUUGAUGGUCAAAAAGAAAAACGCAUUUCACAGGCUGCCAAAAAACUCAAUCUCAAGAUUCAGGAACUUAAUCACAGAAAUCGCCAAAAUCGACCCAAGCUCUUCGUUUGGGAUGAAUGGGUAAAAUAUAUAGAAAUGCGCAAAAUCAUUGUGUCGCGAUUCAAUACAAGUUUCGCUAAACAAUUCGAUCAGUGUCAAAGUACCGAACAACUGCUGAAUGAAAUGGAAGAGAAUAUAGACCAUGAAGAGGAACAGGAUCGAUUAAGUGACGAAAAGGAAAAAUAUCCAAUGUGUAAACAAAAAAUGGAGAGUUUCAAAAAAUUGUUUGAAUCGUUUUUGCAAAAUUAUAAAGAGACCAUGAAUACACCAAAAGCGACAUCAGAUUUCUUAACGGAACACAAGAUUGAAUUCAAACCAACACUCACCCCGGCCCAUUCAUAUUUCAAAACCAUUUUACUGCAUUACGAUAACUACAUGUCCUCGUCAAAUGUUGCACCCACAUCCAACAGUUUUCAAAUACCCUAUUUUAUGCGUACAGAUCACUCACAACGUGACAUAAACUCGUAUGUAGAAGUGAAGCCUUUAAUAGAAUAUUUUCAAAAUAAUCACAAAGAGUUGAGAGUCAUCAGAUUAGAGGCUAAUCCAAAUCGUGAACGUGUUGGCAUUUUUAAAGUUCCCAAACAAAUAUAUCGACGUUGUCGUAAACAAAUGGCAUGUUUCGACGUAUCGGACGCUGAUUGGAAGCAAAAAACUAAAGAAGAACUUAAAGUGCACACAGAUGAUCUGAAUUGGAAAACAGAAUUUGAAAGUUAUCAGGAGUCAGUUUUAAAGCGAAUUGAGGAAUACAAUAAUAGUCUUGCGAUACAGCAGAGUAUGGACCAGAGAGAAGAAGCAAUUGCUAGUUUUGAAAAUACUUCACGAGUACACAAUAAUGUAUCUUACAUCAAAACAAACAUUUCCGAUCAACAUAACAGUUUUUCCGAGAUUCGAAGCUCCCACGAUGUGUUCAGCGAAAAUAAUAUGGAUCCCUUGCCGGCAGACAGUGACAUUGCAACACCACGUAGAAAUUUGGGUAUCAUAGAUAUUUUUGCCAAUAUUGAAGAUGAAGAGGCAUUGUACUACAACAACGACCCAGAUAGCAGCCAACAGGAAACUACAGAUCCAAUUGACUCAUCAACAACUGAUAUUCAUAUUAAAAGUGAAUUUAUUCCGGAAAAUAAUGCCGACGAUCUUCCAGAAAUACUUAAAUUCUAUGUUUCAAAUAUGGACUGUUGGCUGUUGUUUGGUAAUAUUCUAAUGUUAACAAAAGGCCAAUUGGCUCAGUUGAAAAAUAAAAUUCCCUUGUCAUGUAUGUGGCUGCUAGAGACAUGUGCCCAAACAUUGGGCAUGGAAUGGUCCAAGGUGUACGAGCAGCUAUUAGUUCUGGAAAUGAUGUUUUGCUUGGGCAUCAAUGACUUGGAAAGUGUCAAGGAUUGUGUAUAUCUAAAAUAUAAAUAUCCCAUAAAAGAUUAUCAGGUGGUAAUAACAGCACAUCGUGAUAUUUGGUGAAUUUUUAGUUUUAAGAAUUUAACGUUAUACGUUUUACAUUGUUUUUGUAUGUAUAAAACAUUUUGUUGAUACAAAUAUACAGACAGAUACUGAUACAUGUGCCAUGUAGUACUGAUAA
Molecule: messenger RNA, 3139 nt
Organism: Musca domestica (house fly)
Lineage: Eukaryota; Metazoa; Arthropoda; Insecta; Diptera; Muscidae
Product: TATA box-binding protein-associated factor RNA polymerase I subunit B
Exons: 7
Coding region: 244-3021 (925 amino acids)
Biological process (GO): RNA polymerase I preinitiation complex assembly; nucleolar large rRNA transcription by RNA polymerase I
Cellular component (GO): RNA polymerase I core factor complex; RNA polymerase transcription factor SL1 complex
Molecular function (GO): RNA polymerase I core promoter sequence-specific DNA binding
Source: RefSeq, a predicted model, not a curated record